UCACAAUAUCAAACAAUUGCAUCAAAGGUUUAUAGUUCAAUUUAUAAUGGCAGAGAAAGAAGGAGGGGUUGUGAAGAAAGGUCAUGAAGAGGGAAUGGAGAUGGCCAUUGCUCUUCUCCAAGAGUUCGACCUCCCAUUAGGACUUCUCCCUCUUGUGGACGUGAUCGAGGUCGGUUUUGUGAGGGAUACCGGUUACAUGUGGAUCGAGCAAAAGAAAAAGGUCGAACAUAAAUUCAAGAUGAUCAGUAAACUGGUCAGCUACGACACACAAAUUACUGGUAUUGUGGAUAAGAAACGGAUCAAGAAACUCAAAGGAGUUAAGGCUAAGGAACUCAUGUUGUGGCCUCCGGUGAAUGAGAUCAUCGCCGAUGAUCCACCCACCGGAAAAAUCCACUUCAAGAGCCUCGCUGGUGUCACCAAGACUUUCCCCGUCGAUGCAUUUGCUGCUGGGCAGUGAAAAGGCACCGUCUUGUUCUCAGAGAGACACUGGAUUCCGGUGGUUAUUUUCAGUUCACACUCAAAACCUACCCUACCCUACGCUGUAACAGCAAUGUAUGCAAUUCUCUUGAUAAGAAUUAUUGCAUAAUGAUGCAAGUAUUUAACAAAUGAACAAUAA
Messenger RNA from Gossypium arboreum, 616 nucleotides. RefSeq lists its product as uncharacterized. The coding region runs from base 47 to 457 and encodes 136 amino acids. The transcript has a single exon. Lineage: Eukaryota; Viridiplantae; Streptophyta; Magnoliopsida; Malvales; Malvaceae. The record is from RefSeq and is a predicted model, not a curated record.